Molecule: messenger RNA, 1849 nt
Organism: Fomitiporia mediterranea MF3/22
Lineage: Eukaryota; Fungi; Basidiomycota; Agaricomycetes; Hymenochaetales; Hymenochaetaceae
Product: cytochrome P450
Exons: 14
Coding region: 133-1782 (549 amino acids)
Molecular function (GO): heme binding; iron ion binding; monooxygenase activity
Source: RefSeq, a predicted model, not a curated record
CUCCUCGUAAAGGUCGAUGAUAAAACGCGCUUCUCAAAUGCCGAAAGCCCCGUUCUUUUCUCGCGGCUCCCUUACAAUGUUCUUCCGUUGGUCCAUAUAAGAGAGGGGCUAAGUCCUCAAACGAUCACAGAUAUGUCUCUAUCUAUUAUUGCACAAGCAGCUCUAGCUUUACUUGCUGUGUAUCUCGUUUGGCGCGCCUUCACAGCCAAGUCUACACUCUCAAAUAUUCCUGGUCCUCUGGGCCAGUCAUGGUGGAAAGGUUGCUUUUUCCAAGUGUUCGACGAAUAUGGUUGGAAGUUCCAUCGGGAAAUACUCGAGAAGUACGGAAGCGUCGUCAAGCUUCCCAUGCUCUUCGGUGACGAACAACUGUACAUUUCCGAUCCUCUAGCUUUACAUCACAUCACUGUCAAGGAUCAGUACGUUUACGAAGAGACGAGCACGUUUAUCGCGUCAAACUCUCUUGUUUUCGGAACAAGUCUUCUUUCCACGCUCGGCGAACAUCAUCGCAAGCAACGCAAGAUGCUUAAUCCAGUGUUCUCGUUAAAGCAUAUGCGCGAUCUCCUUCCUGUAUUCUAUCCUAUCGCACACGAGCUGCGAGAUGUGUUGGCUGGGCAAGUCAAGGAUGGAACUAAGCAGUUCGAUGUCAUGCACUGGGUAUCUAGGGCAGCUCUCGAGUAUAUCGGCAGAGGCGGCUUUGGGUACUCAUUCAAUGCACUUCGGGACGAGGAGUCGUCCGCUUACGGAGAGCAAGUCAAGAAAAUAGGCCCUGUUGGCUUCAAGACCGUUUUCCUUCGUCAAUUCCUUCCAUGGGCUGUCAAGUUUGGUUCUCCAUCAUUUCGCCGAAGGAUGGUAGAGAACUUGCCAUAUGAGCCGGCCAAAACCGCUGUGGAGGUUGUUGACACCCUUACUGAGGGGUCGAAGGAAAUUUACUACGAGAAGAAAGCUGCACUUGAGAAGGGUGACGAAGAAAUGCUGAGGCACGUUGGCAUGGGUAAGGAUAUCAUGAGCGUACUCCUGCGUGCGAAUAUGGCGGCGGACGAAAAAGACCGACUUCCGGAAGAAGAGCUCAUUGGACAAAUGAACACAUUUAUUUUAGCGGGUCAGGAAACGACAACAAGUGCCGUCUCUCGGAUUUUGCAUCAGUUGGUCUUGAAUCCAGACGUGCAAAGCCGACUACGCGAGGAGAUUGUCACCGCUCGUAAGGAGCGCGGAUUCACCGACUUUGACUAUGACACGCUCAUGGCUCUUCCAUACCUUGACGCAGUCUGUCGCGAAACACUUCGCGUCUUCCCACCACUUUCAAUGGUGUCUCGAACGACGAGGAAGGAUGUGGUUAUGCCUCUUGCAUGGCCAAUUAUGGCUGCAGAUGGGAAGACACAAAUUACCGAAAUACCAGUUCAGAAGAACACGAACGUAAUUGUGUCAAUCCUCGGCACGAACAGAUGCAAGAAGAUAUGGGGUGACGAUGCGGAAGAGUGGAAACCUGAGCGAUGGCUAAAACCACUCCCGGAAAGUGUUGCACAUGCACAUCUUCCUGGAGUAUAUGCAUCGAUGAUGACUUUCAUUGGUGGAGGACGCGCAUGCAUCGGAUUCAAGUUUGCCGAGAUGGAGAUGAAACUGGUUUUAUCCGUCUUGCUCGAGACAUUCGAGUUUGGCCUUGGCCCAGAGAUAGAUUGGACAAUGGUUGGGAUUGCAAGGCCUAUUGCGAAGAAUAUUAACGCCUCAAACAAGACGGCUCUACCAUUGAAAGUAAACUUUGUAAAGAUUCAGAACAAAGUUUAACAGCCAGAACGGGUUGCUUUAUUGUAUGACAGUUGUUCAUAUUAGUUGUUCGAGACUGACAUUGAAA